AUGGCUUCACUCUUGGUGGGUGCUCUACCAUUGACCCCUCAAGCUCUCAACUUUAGCUCUCGCCUUUCCUAUUCUCAAUCCCAAAUCUCUCUUUGUCAUUCAACUUCUUCGCUUUCUCUAUCCACCGCUACCACUUCACUCCCAUUUGUGUACUGUGGAAGAGGAGACAGGAAGACUGCAAGGGGGAAGAGAUUCAAUCACUCAUUUGGAAACGCGAGGCCAAGGGAUAAGAAGAAAGGAAGAGGACCACCAAGAAUACCAGUUCCUUCUUCUCCACCUAAGAUAGAUAAAAUUGGUGAUGAUGAGGUUGUCAAGAUUGAUAUUGAUGAGUCACUUGGUUAA
Messenger RNA from Dovyalis caffra, 342 nucleotides. The record is from the annotation of a GenBank genome assembly. NCBI's taxonomy places the organism in Eukaryota, Viridiplantae, Streptophyta, Magnoliopsida, Malpighiales, Salicaceae.